AUGGUAAAUGUUAAUCAGAUUAAAGUCAAUAAGUCUUAUCCAAAAAAGAAAGGAAAUAUUAAUGGUAAUUAUAUUUCAAAUAAGUUUUUAUUGUAAAUAUGAGAUUUGGAGUGAGGGAUCUAUUGGUUAUACUUAUUAUGUAUUAUUUUUCUACUUCUGUAUUUGAGCAACUUUUCUAUCUGAAAUCUUACUCCAACAAAAAAAAAAAAAAAAGACUUGCAUUAUGGGUCUAGUUGAUGCAUUGAAAGAGAUGUUUUUUGAUUUUAAUGGGGUUUUUAUAAUAAUUGAGAGAAAGCAAAUAAAUAUCUUUAUGUGUUUUAUUUUCUACUAGAAAUAUUGAUUGGGCCAAAAACUGACAAGAAAUAUAUAUUUUUUAAAAUUUUUAACAGAUUUUAAUCUGGUUAAUGUGUAUGAAAGUUCUUUUUUUGUUUUGUGUAGUUUUCUUGAUUAAUUGAACAAAACUGUGGGGGAGGAGGAAUUCUGCCUUGGGUAAAAUGCAAAGAAAAUUACUUAAAAUACACUUGUACUGUUAUGGACCUUCAUUACAAGGACAUAGUUGACGUUUAUUUUGUUGUGUCAAGCUUAUAGAAAUAUCAAAUUUUUCAUAAAUUAGAUUACAUUAGAAAAUAAUUUUACUAAUUCUAUAUCACAGUUUUCUCAAAUACCUUUAAUGUUUUUUUGAACAGUGAAUGUAGUUUCUUAGUCAAAAAUUAUUUUUGAAGAAAUUUACUAAGGGGAAAACUAAUGACCAAUAUUUUUACUAAUAUAGAUAAAGUGGUUUGAAAAUGGAAUUGUUUUAUUGUAAUUAUAAGUGGAUUUAUAGUUGAGGAAACUGCAUCUAUCUAAUUUGAAAUAGAAUCCAAAGCAUGUAAAAUAGCUGGCUGGAGUUCCUCAAACAAUAUUACUGCAUCCUGACGGUCAACCCAUUGAAUGGCACUUAAUGUUUUUAGCUCUUGUUUCUAGAAAAUUAGCUUCUAUUGAUAUUUUCAAAAUAUUUUGCCCUUUUGGAUAUCCGAAAAAUUUAAGCACAUUUUGUAUAGUGCCUAUACAUUUUCUAAACAACAGAACUUUGCAAAUAAAAGUUACAGUCAAAUUUAUACAGUGGGCACUACAAUGCAAGUAUAAUGUUUCUGGAUAUUUAUCAAUAAUAUAUUUUUGGAUGUCAUUAUACUUGCCACUCAUGACUGCUGCGCUGUCAUAUCCUUGACCAGUUAAAUAUUGUAAGUUGAGUUCUAAACCAGUCAUAGAUUUUAGAAUUAUAUCAGACAGUCCUUUACCAGACAUAUGAACUUUGCAAGAAGUUACUGCAAGAAGUCUUCUUGAAUUUUUUUUCACACACAUCUACAUAACAAACUUAAUAACAUUUGUUCUUUAUUUGAGAUGUAGGUUGUUUCAUCUGCCAAUAUAGUGAAUGCUUUAGUAUUAUUCAUUUUGUUUACUGAUUACUUAAGAAUUAAUUUGGUAUACAUUAAUAUAAUUUCGUUUUAAAUCAUUGGAUUUAAAUAUGUUGCCUUUUUUGGCAAAAGUUACAACUCUAAGUGUAUUGUCGGUAGAAUCAAUUCUAAAUCAAAUUUACUCCCUAAAAUUCCCUUGAUUGUGAGCACUACAUUCUUUUUCCGCUUACAGAAAGUACUCCUGAAUCCCUAUGGUCUCUUAGUGAAAUACUUUGCUAUCCACAAAAUAAAACACUUAAUAAUUGGAUGAGAGUGAGUCCUAUUUUCUUCAAUUUAUUUUUUUAAUACUUCAUUUAUUUGUGUACAUACCGAAUUGACUUUUUUAUUUUGAUGAUCCUUAAAUAAAUCUUUAGCUUUCUUUCAAUUGUCAUAUUUUUCUACUACUAAUUUUAGUUUGAUAAGUACCUUUUCUUAAGCAGUCUGAAAGUGAGAACAAAACAAAGGUAUAGCAGAAGGCACCAUUAUACAUUUUAAAAUAACAGAGUCAUGGAAAUUUGUGUGUCCAAGCUAUUUGAAAUUUCAAGUUCCUUUUCCCACCUUUAAGGAAUUUAUUAUUAGAUUCAGGAACCCAUAAAUUUCCCAAAACAUCUUUUUUUUCAUUAUCAGACAACUACAAAUGUACAUUUAACUAUUAAUUAAUAUAUAUGGAUUUAUAUGUAUUAAGUAUUUAUACAAUAAAACUAUGUAGUAAUGUGUAGGUAUUUACACAGUGUCACUGCCAUAGAUAGAGCUAUUAUUAUAUACACACUACACUGAACUGGACUUAUUUAUUAUUUGUGUAAACUGUUAAGUAUAAUAACACUUUAUUAUUUUUUCAAACUUAGUAUUUUUUUUUUUAAUUUUGAAGAAACUUCUGGAUAUUGUCCGUGAUUUCACAGAGGUCUCAUUUACGACCACUUUUUUUCUUAAUAUUUAUAAAUGAUCUUCCUCUUAUUUUAGAUAACUUAAUGAACAUUUUAAUAUUUGCGGAUAAUGUUAAAAUUUAUUGUUUAACUAAAUCUUCCAAAGAUUUAAAUUUGUUACUAUCUAAUUUAAAUAAUCUGGUAUUAUGGAUUAAAUGUAACUGUUUAUCUUAAGGUAUGAUUAAUGUAAAAUUAUAAUUUUUUUUUUACUUUUUCUAGUAAUAAAUUCUUUUGAACAUAAUUAUCUAAUUAAUAACUAUCUUCUUAAAAAAUAUUAUUCAAUUACUAAUUGUGGUAUUUGUUUUGAAUUUUAUUUGUCCUUCAAAUUAAAUCAUUUAAUGGUUAUCCAUCAUCACCUAAGAUGUUAGACUUUACAAGCAAAAAUAGUGAGAACCCUAAAAAUUCUUUCUGUUUAAAAAAUUAGUAUAGUUCUUUAGUUAGAUCAUAUUUAAAAUUUGAAUCAUUUAUUUUAUUUUAUUAUUUAACUUAUAUUAAUGAUCUUGAUAAUGUUCAUUAUACAUUUUUGAAAAGAAUUGCAGGUGUAACUCAUUACUCUAUCUCUAUUUCUUCCAUUUGGUUCACAAUUCUAUAAUUAUUGAUUUCCAUACCAUUAGGUGUGAUUUAAUCAUAGAUAAUAUAGAUUGAAUAUGCCAUGUUGCCUUAUCACACAUUCUCAAAGAUUCUGUUCUAAGGUGCCUUUUUUUAUUCCAUGAUACCAACAAAUGUAUUGACAGUUAUAUUACUCAUUACUGACUUUUUUUAAAAAAAAAAUUUUAAAUAAUAUAACAUAAUUAAUAUAAACAAAAUAAUAAUUAUAAUAUUUUCACAUCAGUGAUGAUGACAAAAAUUAUUAAGAUAAUCUUAGUUAAUCUAACUAUAGGCAUGGCCUGUCCAUUCUUUAUUAUCUAUAGAUUUAAUAGAUAUAAUGUUUAUUUAUGAAAUUUUAAAUGACUUCAUCAAUUACCCAGACUUUUUAAAUUUAUUUUGAUUUAAAAUCCCCAUUAGAAUUAGAUGCAAUUCUGGUUUGUUUACAUUGCUAAAUUUAAAACCAAUUAGCAAAUAUUCAUUUUUUUUUUUAUAAGCUCUUAAAUGCAAAUAAAAUCUCCAUUGUUUUAAAUUUUUUUAAAUUUAAUAAUGUUAUAUUUUUAAUGAUAAAGCAUUGUUUUUGGAAAAUUGAAUCUUAAUUAUUACUAUUUGUUGAACUCCCCUCAGAAUCAUUUUUUCAGGCAUCACUUCAUUAGGCCAUAUUAGGCUGACUAAGUGGUGUACAUAUUUAACCAAAUCAUCAUUCAUUAUUUUCAAUAACUCCAGUUAUUAUUUUCUCACCAGGGACCUUAUAAUUUUUUAAACUUUUUAUUUGUCUCUUAAUUUCAUCAAUUGUUGGUUCUGAAAGUUCUACCAUGUUAGGUUUUUUCUACUCAAAAAGGAAAGGGUUUUGGUUCCCUAAAAUUCAGCAGUCAAUUGAAUUAAACUGCCCAAGCAUAAGUUAUGUCCUCUAUUCAUUAUAAUAGUUCAAUUUUCCUUUCUUAAGAACUUCUUGUUUAAUUUAAAAUCCUUGCUAAAGCAUUUACCUUUUUAUAAAGAUUUUUUGAUUUGUGUUUUUUAUAUUCAAGUUCAGCAACUCCUACUAUCCCUUGUAUAUACUUAUUUUUCUCACAUCUUAUACUUGACUCUCUUUGUUUCCUUUUGUAUUGGUAUGUUUUUCUUCAAUGUGUGUAUCAUUUAACCAGUCUUCUCUAGCCAGUUUUCACCAAUCCAAUGCUUCCUCACAUACCCUGUUGAUCCAGGGACUCUUUAUUCGUUGUUGUACUCGUUAUAUUUUCUGCUGCUUUUUGAAUUAUGUUCUUUACUCCUGUCCAUGAGGUUAUAUUUUCCAUUUCUAAAGAUCCUUUCUCCACCCAUUGUAUUUUCUGUAAAGCUAAUGUACUCAAGUUAAAUCUUUUAUCUUUUCUUACUAAGGUAAGAACUGCUCCUAGUCUAUAUAGUGUGCGUACAUUCCAAGUACCAAAAUAUAAGGCCGAGUUCCGUUUUUCUAGUCUAAAAUCCAUUACUCUACAAAUCGGAGACAAUUCAUUCAGUUCUUGAACAUAGAUUCUUUUACAAGAUCUGGUUGUUAGUCUGGAGGACCAGAUCACAGUGACCAUUUCAGGUCAGAGUGAUGAUAUUGCAAUGCACCUUAAAGUGCAUUGGACAAUGGGGACGCCACUUUCCCAGCACCACCAUAUUAUAUAUGAUGUUUUUAAUAUUUUAAUUAAUAAUUUAACAAAAUUAGUUUUGUAUAAUUAUACAAAUAUUUGUUUACAGGUGUAAAUAAACCAAAAUGUCCAUAUUCUAAUCACAAAAAUUAUAUUUCAGAAACUCCAAAACCAGUUACAAUUGGAGAGGUCACUAUUUUUAAUUUUGGACAAGUGAGUUUAGCAUGCAAUACAAAUGAAUUCAAUAUGUUUAAGCUAAUAUUAGUUGUUAAUUUAAUGUUUUUUUAAUCUCAUUUUUGUACUAUGUCUUUCAAGAAGGAUUUUUGUGUAUCAUUCAGAUUAAAUUUGAGUAUUUUUUAAAGUUAUAUGCUUAAGAGGAUGUAUACUCACAUCAGUCAUAUACCCACUGUAUCAGUCCAACUACCAAGUAACAUGCCAAAAUAAUGCUUACGCAGAAUUUGUAAAAGUACAUAUUAUGAAAUUUUUAGAGAAUAGUAUUUUGGAGAAAAUAUUAUACGGUUUUUUUAUUAUUCAAAAUUUACAGCUUGGUAUAAAAGAUAUAAAAAUUAUUNAAAUCAAAAUUAAGAUAGUUUUACUUAUUCUGGUUCAGCAUUAUUUUUGUUUGUUACCCAGUAGUUGGACUGAGACAAUAAAUGCAGGUUUAACGUCCUCUUAAAUUUGGAUUAAGUAUCUUAGAUAAAUGGCUUGUGCAUCAAUAUUAAAAUAAUAAACUGUUAUAUUAAUUUGAAUUAAUUUUUCUUAUUUUUGGUCUGCAUUAAAAUGGAUAUUAUUAAUGGUAAGAAUUGUAUAUACAUUAUAAGCUUAACAUUACAAUAUAUUAGCGGACAGUUUUUAGUUAUCCCAACUUAUUAUUAUAUAAAAUAUUUUGGUUUUUUAUUUUGACUAACUGAUUGUGUGACCUCACCAUGUUAAAAUCAUUGUAAAAAUAAAAUAAAAUUUUAAUGUAAAGUCAAUUAAUACAAUUAUAUAAUUUACCUAUUUAUACCUUAAUCUACAAUUUAAAACCUACUGUAUUCAUACAAUUAAAUUCUUAUACUAAACAAGAAAACAAUGAACUUUCUGUUUGGUAUAACUAAUAAUAAUAUACCUUAGUUUAUAUUUUUAAUGACAAUUAAAAAAAGGUCUAAUUUACUUGAUUUUUAUAGUACACUCGUGUAUAAUUAUAUUUUAGAUGCUAAACAUUGUUUAAAUGAAUGUAUUUUGUUUUCUAGAUUGUGUAUGAUACACCUUUUUACUAUUCAGACUGUGCCAUUUAUUCAGUUGGUUACUAUGCUACCAGAACUUAUGCUCAUUUUAGAAAUAUAUAUUCCAAAUGUACUUACCAUUGUAAAGUAAUGAAAUCUGGUUCUUCUCCAAGGUCAAAAAAAAAUAUAUUAUUGUUUUUUCUUUUUAACUUUAUUUAAUUUAUUAAUAAUUUAUUUUAUAUUUAGAUUUGAGAUCAUGGACCAUGAUAAACAUUUUAAAGUUACUGGUUUAAGUACUGAUGAAUGUCAUAAUCAUUUAUUAUCACUAAUUAAUAAAAUGCUGGGUAAUGAUGAUCUAAUGUUUGCAACUAACAACGGUGAUCGAUUUUUUGGAUUAUCCUUGCCUUUGGUACGUCAUAAACUUCAAGAAAAUCCAGAAUCAAAAUUUUGCACAGGAUACAUUCCACAAUUACAGGUGCCUAUAUCAUUAUGCUAGUUUAACUUAGAAUAUACACAUUUACUAUCAAUCUGUUAUUAUUUUUUUUUUUUUUUUAAUUAAUAACUUAAAUCACUAUUUAUUUAUUCUUUUUCUUCAAAACUACCUUUAAAUCAAUUUUUGUUCUCUUUUAGGUUGAUAUUGAAGAAGAAAUAGUUGCUGAGAAUGACCCUUCUGUGAGCUUUGAAGGUCUACACUCUUGGUUAAAAAACUAUCAAACUUUUUACUAGGAAUUUGGAAAAACUUAAAUACAAUAUUUUAAACUAAUACCAUAAAUUCAAAAAUUAAAUAUGGUUAUCUAUAAAAAAAAAAUUGUAUUAUUAAAUUAAUCAACUAUAAUUUUAUUAAAUUGUAUUGAUUUCAACAUUUGUAUUGCUCUAUAUAUAUACCUAUAUUUAAUAUAAAUUAAAUACUUACAUAAAUGAUAAUUCAGUCAUAAAUUUAAUAUAAUAUGGUAUGCUAAAUUUAAUUAAUUUGAUACUUUGAUUGUAGUAAUAAUUUAUACAAAUGUCUCCAUUAUUUAUAUUUACAACUUUAAAUUUGUCAUAUAAUUAUUUGUAUUUUUUGUUUUGAAGAAAUAUUUAUUUUAACUAGAAACAAUAGUUCUGGUUGUUUUAAGCUUCAUAGUAAACAUUAUUUUAUUAAAAUAAACUAUUGCCUAUUCAAUCUUACAAUUUUUUUUACAUCAAGCCAUCAGUUCCAGGACUGUAUAACAAACUUUUAUGAUGAUAAAUGUACAAUAAAUUAUACAAAUAUACACUCUAAUUAUGUGUAAAUAAUUGUUUUAAUUAGAUACCUGCAUAUUGUAUUACCACUACCUAAUAUAAUAUUUUAUUACAAAAAAUAUUUUAAAUUUGUAAAAACUUCAUGGUCAAGGGUAUGAUGGGGCUGCCAACAUAAAUGGUGUAUAUUCAAGAGCCCAGGUUAGGUUAAAAUCUAAACAAAAAUUGGCAACAUAUAUCCAUCCAGCUUCACAUAAUUUGUACUUGGUUCUAAAGGAUGCAAUGAAUUCAUCAACAGAAGUAAAUACUUUCUUUGGACUUGUGGAAAAAAUGUAAACAUAUAUUUUCAAAUAGUAUUAAACAUUGGCAAUUACUUUUAUCUUUAGUUAUCAGAUAUUUCAAUUACAUUAAAAAUAUUAUGUACCACUCCUUAGUCAUAAAGGUAUGGUUCUUUAAUAGCUAUUCAACAUCCUUAAGUUGAUAUUUUUAAAUGUUUAUAGCAAAUAAUUCUUAGAAUCAAAAAUAAAGACGAAAUAUUUAAAGUAAAUUAUUUAAAAGUUCAUAUGGAAGUUUUUCUACUUAUAAACAAAGUAGUUUUCAUUUACAAAAUUCUGGAAACUGUAAAUUUUGUGUUAAAAGUUCUUCAGUCUUCUUAUCCAGAACUGAGUACAACAGGUUCUUUAAAAUGA
Cinara cedri is the source of this 7663-nucleotide messenger RNA. NCBI's taxonomy places the organism in Eukaryota, Metazoa, Arthropoda, Insecta, Hemiptera, Aphididae. The record is from the annotation of a GenBank genome assembly.